UUCUCGCGGAUAUCGCACAGUAGGGUAUUUCCGGCUGUUAUCAGUUAUCACCGGUUGUUUUAAGCUAGCGGAGGCUCCAGGAGGAUACCGCCGGCUUGCUGAGGGCGCGGCAGCGAGAGUUCGGUAAAUAUCUGCCCGGUUCCGGCGAGGGAAAAUGUUAAUGUUCUGCCCGACCUGCGGAAACCUGCUGCUCGUGGAGGAAAGCACCGAUUCGUUACGAUUUUCCUGCAACACCUGUCCCUACAUCUGUAAGAUAAAGCGGAAAAUAUCCACCCGCAUCUAUCCGAAACUGAAGGAAGUGGACCAUGUUAUGGGCGGUGCUGCGGCGUGGGAAAACGUAGAUUCAACUGACGCCGUGUGCCCGGCCUGUGGCAACGCCCGUGCGUACUUUAUGCAGAUGCAAACCCGGUCCGCCGACGAACCGAUGACCACGUUCUACAAGUGCUGCGAGCAAACCUGCGGACAUCUCUGGCGUGAUUAA
Anopheles aquasalis is the source of this 481-nucleotide messenger RNA. RefSeq names its product RNA polymerase III subunit K (gene Polr3K). Gene Ontology annotation, biological process: termination of RNA polymerase III transcription; DNA-templated transcription. Gene Ontology annotation, cellular component: RNA polymerase III complex. Gene Ontology annotation, molecular function: zinc ion binding; nucleic acid binding. Lineage: Eukaryota; Metazoa; Arthropoda; Insecta; Diptera; Culicidae. The record is from RefSeq and is a predicted model, not a curated record.